Messenger RNA from Suillus discolor, 795 nucleotides. RefSeq lists its product as uncharacterized. The record is from RefSeq and is a predicted model, not a curated record. Bases 1 to 795 code for a protein of 264 amino acids. NCBI's taxonomy places the organism in Eukaryota, Fungi, Basidiomycota, Agaricomycetes, Boletales, Suillaceae. The transcript is spliced from 6 exons.
AUGCAUCAAUCGUACCACGACAGCCUUUGGAUGAAUUGCUCAAGCAUUGGCGACUACCUAGAUGUUGCAUCAGCUCAUGACUGGUGGAGGGAUGGCAAGACUUUGACGAUGCUAGAGUGGAGGAUAGCAAACAGCCAGUCAUUAGACAUGGGUUUCGACCGGUUCACAAGUGAACCGGUGGCAGACACAUUGGAUAUGGGGUUCCAUCCUUUGUCCGGCCUUUGGACAUGGGUUUUGAUUCACCUCUGGUUCAACAUCACCAUCCAGAACAAAGACCUUUGGACACCGGCUUCAAUUCACCUCCAGUUCAACAUCACCAUCCGGACCAAAGACCUUUGGACACCAGCUUCAAUUCACCUCCGGUUCAACAUCACCAUCCAGACCAAAGACCUUUGGACAUGGGUUUUAAUCCAUCUCCGGUUCAACAUCACCAUCCAGAACAAAGAUCUUUGGACAUGGGCUUUAAUUCACAUCUGGUUCAAUAUCACCAUCCAGACCAGAGGCCUUUGGACAUGGGCUUCAAUUCACCUCCAGUUCAAUAUGAUCAUCCGGACCAGAGGCCUUCCGGCAUUGAUCCAGUUGAUAUUCCAGAUCAGUCAUAAGAGACACCUUUGGACAUGGGCUUUGGGACACAUCCGGCACAUGAUCUUGCCCAUCAUUCAUUGCAUAUUCAACCAGAAGAGACAUCUUUGGACAUGGGAUUUGAGACACCAGAUCCAGUACAUGGUUUUCCGUACCAGUUGUCCAUGGUUAGUGAACCGGAACCUAUGGGAUUUGUCAUUCAGCGUGCUGUAG